ACUGCAAGUCUUGUCUCUACACAUGUCUGAGUCCUUGAGAUAAUUAUUCCCUUAGAGCCCGGUACUUUCAGCAAAUCCAACUCGUUCUAUGUAAUCAAAUUAGCAGUCACCUAUUUACCUCCACCACUCAGCUGGGUAUCUUCACCUCCUCUUCGGAUCUCUGGUAAUCAUCAAAGCGAACAUCCACAGCAUCUUGGCUCGAACUUGCAAGAGUGGAUCAUUUUAUGGCUUAGCGAAGACACAGUGGUUAGAAACUGGAAUAAUAAGCGACAAAGCCAAAAGCUCGGGAAAGACAAGGUUCCAUAAUAUUUGACUAGUUUGACUCCCCGACACGAUCAUCGUUGCCUUAUAUCAAACAUUAUGAAGGAACACCAAAGGCUUCAUAUCACGGAUACUCGACCUGGAGACUGGAAAUAUGUUGCAGAAGGAGGGGCGACCAUGGUUUUUUCAUACACAGGUCCUCCAGGUAUAUUCAAUAGGAUGGUUUUGAGGCUGCGGAAGAGUACCGUACCGGACCUGCCACAACGGUCUCUGGACGACGUUGAGGAGCUUGAUGAUUUUAUCAUUUCCUUCCAAGAGAGGAUCGUUGCGAGAGUGAUUUCUGAAGAACAUUUACCACGUCUGAAGACUGUUUUGUUGGAUACGAACUGGCUUCAAAGCUUGUCAAAUUUACGAAAUAUGGAUCGACCUCCUGCAAGAAGACAUAAGGACGGCCUUGAUCUGACUAAAAGGAAAGGUAUUCUCGCCACUGAUCUAGUCGGAAAUGUAGAUUUGGCUAUCGAGAUUAAGCCAAAAUGGGCGUUUUUACCUUGCCCAGCGCAUCUAUCUUCCGCUACUAUCACAAUAAAGAGAACAACGUGUAGAUUCUGCAUGCACAACUACUUCAGAAGUACGAAAAAUGUUGCCCCCAUUUCUGCGUAUUGCCCUCUGGAUCUAUAUUCUGGCGAAGAGGAUCGGAUAACCAGGGCCAUUCACGACCUUUGGGACGCUUGGAUCAAAAGUGACGGCUCGCUGAAUAACCUCCGAAUCUUUGUCCACGGUAGUUUGCUUAAGCCAUCGGAUGCUGAUUCAUCUAGGAUCCUUGCAGACGUUCUACAUGUUUCAGAGUCUUAUGCCAGUUCAUCGCACCUAAGGGAUGCAUUCACAUCCACUGUCCUCCGUAUACUUCUCGACAGUGAUAUUCUACGCGUUCUUUCUCGACUACAACGGACUCUAGAUCCCCUUGACAUCGAAGGACUGUCGAAGCUAUGGUUCCGCUCGAAGGCUGAUCUGUCAUUACCAUCGAGUGUCCUCGCACCUGCUCUUGGUUUUGAUACGGAUGACCCCUCGUUAACUGAGUGGGAGGACUUUAUCGAUAUCUAUACAUCCGUUUUCAAGACAUGGAAUCACUCGCUGCCCAAUGUAGCGAACCUCAAGAGCUACUUGAUGGCAUAUAUGCUUUCUGCCACCUUCAAAGACUGCUCUAUCGUUCUUCGACCCGAUAAAAGUGGCACAACGUCAGCUUCAGUCACUGUGAUUGACAUGGAUCCGAAGAGCAUGAUUCGGCUGGAGAAGUGGGAGAAACUAGAUAAAAAUAUUACCGAUUUUUAUACACAUGCAGCUGAGGCUAAAGUAUGCCACGACAGAUUUCUGGCUAGUUAGGUUACUCGCAUACGUACUCUCAUACUGCCUGGAAUAUAUUUUCCGCUUCCUGUCAU
Molecule: messenger RNA, 1697 nt
Organism: Serpula lacrymans var. lacrymans S7.9
Lineage: Eukaryota; Fungi; Basidiomycota; Agaricomycetes; Boletales; Serpulaceae
Exons: 4
Coding region: 361-1641 (426 amino acids)
Biological process (GO): inositol phosphate biosynthetic process
Cellular component (GO): nucleus
Molecular function (GO): inositol-1,3,4,5,6-pentakisphosphate 2-kinase activity; ATP binding
Source: RefSeq, a predicted model, not a curated record